CCUUAUCGCUGAAACCAAACAGACUUCCGGGGCACCAACUUUAGCAGUGAGGGACUGUUGUUGGAAGGGAAGGACACGUUUGUUGUGUCACACGGAGUGAGAUUAUAUUAUAAGACAGACAGCAGCAGGAACACAAUCGAUUACAGCAGUAAGGUUGCUCAGUCACCAUCUCCACUCAAGUGCAUCAAGGACGAACGCACAACAGGGAAAAGAAAUACAAUCUGAAAAGCUACUGCGUUACUGACGAGGCUAACUAGCUAAAGCUAAUCAUCAUGUUGGUGCGAAAAGUCACUCAGAAUACCGCAUUGUGCAACGCUGUGUUGAGGAUUCCUCAGUCAUUACCAGGGGUACAACGUCAAACAGGAUCUGCUCUGAGUGUACAUGGUGUUCGUCCUUAUGUCAGCCACACUGCAGAGGCGGUAUUGGAGAAGACUGUUACCGGGAGUAAUGUUGCCACCAAGGCUGACAAGUUGGACAAAAAGGCUGCCAGUGUGGAGUCCAAGUCUUUUGCUGUAAACAUGUUUAAAGGGCAGAUCAGUACCUCACAGGUGUUCCCCUUUCCCUCAGUUUUAAAUGAGGAGCAGUCUGAGUUUCUCAGAGAGCUGGUGGGGCCUUGUUCCAAAUUCUUUGAAGAAGUCAAUGACCCUGCUAAGAACGAUUCACUGGAGAAGGUGGAAGACCAAACCCUUGAGGGGCUAAAGGAGAUGGGUGCUUUUGGCCUUCAAGUGCCUGCUGACCUGGGUGGCGUAGGGCUCAACAACACACAGUAUGCCAGGCUGGUGGAGAUUGUGGGCAUGCAUGACCUGGGUGUCGGCAUCACUCUCGGUGCCCACCAGUCCAUUGGAUUUAAGGGCAUUCUUCUGUAUGGCAACAAGCAGCAGAGAGAAAAGUACCUGCCCAAGCUGGCCUCAGGUGAAACAAUAGCAGCAUUCUGUCUCACUGAGCCGUCUAGUGGCUCAGAUGCUGCUUCCAUCAGGUCCCAAGCGGUGCCCUCUGCCUGUGGAAAGUACUUCACACUUAACGGAAGCAAGAUUUGGAUCAGUAACGGAGGACUGGCUGAGAUCUUCACAGUGUUUGCUAAGACUCCAAUGAAAGAUGAGAAAACUGGAGAAAUGAAGGACAAGAUUACAGCCUUCGUCGUUGAAAGGAGCUUUGGGGGAGUCACUCAUGGCCCUCCAGAAAAGAAGAUGGGCAUCAAGGCCUCAAACACAGCAGAGGUAUAUUUUGAGAACGUUCGUGUUCCGGCUGAAUGCGUCCUCGGCGAGGUUGGAGAGGGUUUUAAGGUGGCUAUGAACAUCCUUAACAACGGUCGCUUUGGCAUGGCGGCGGCGCUCUCAGGAACCAUGAAAGGUGUCAUUGCUAAAGCGGUGGACCAUGCUGCUAACAGGACCCAGUUUGGCAACAAGAUCCACAACUAUGGAGCAAUACAGGAGAAGAUGGCAAGGAUGGCCAUGUUGCAGUAUGUCACUGAGUCUAUGGCCUACAUGGUCAGUGGGAAUAUGGACAGCGGAGCAACAGACUUCCAAAUCGAAGCGGCGAUCAGUAAAAUCUUUGCCUCUGAAGCAGCAUGGACUGUGACAGACGAGUGCGUUCAGAUCAUGGGCGGAAUGGGCUUUAUGAAGGAUGCUGGUGUUGAGAGGGUCCUGAGAGACUUGCGAAUCUUCCGCAUCUUUGAGGGCACCAACGAUAUCUUGCGACUUUUCGUGGCACUCAACGGCUUCCAGAAUGCUGGCAAUCAGCUUAAGAAUCUACAGAAAGCUCUGAAGAGUCCGUUCAGUAAUGCUGGUGUGCUGGCUACAGAGAUCACCAAACGUGCUAAGAGGAGGGCUGGUAUGGGAUCAGGUAUCACCCUGCAGGGAAGUAUCCACCCAGAACUGGCUGAGAGUGGACAGCUGACUGUUAAAGCUAUUGAAGAGUUUGGGCAGGUUAUUGAAGAACAGCUUUUGAAGCAUGGCAAGAGGAUCAUUGAUGAGCAGUUUGUGCUGAAGAGAGUUGCAGAUUGUGCCAUUGAUCUGUAUGCAAUGGUUGUUGUGCUGUCCAGAGCCUCCAGGUCUCUGAGUCAGGGUCACUCAUCUGCUCAGCACGAGAAGAUGCUGUGUGAAACCUGGUGCACUGAGGCUUAUGGAAGAAUCAUGCAGGAUGUCAAGUUCCUGAGGUCAGGCACAUCCAAGCAGGUUUUCAAAAACCUGCGUGCCAUUUCCUCAGCUGUGGUAGAGAACGGUGGGGUAGUAUCUCCUCACCCCCUGGCUUUGUAAAACUCCACACAGUCAAACCAAUAAUCUAAAGUUCUCCAUCAUAACCAUCGCUAACCAUCCAUACAUUUUAGGAUUUGCCACAUUGCUUGCCACUGACAAGCGCGGGGCUGCUAGGUGCUUGUAUUUCCACCAAAUGGUUUGAUUCUGGUACGUUGGUCUGUACAGUUAUUCUUAAAAGAGAUUCAUGUUGUCUUGGUAAAUAAUUGCAUUUAAAAUUCUGUUGGGGUAAAAGUUUGAGAGUGUAAAAUAAGCAUUUUGGGGGUCUAAAGAUCAAGAUUUGUAAAAGUAAUCUGAUGUUAAUUAACAAUCAUUUUAAUAAUAAAUCUUGACAUGAUGGAAUAGAAAGUAAGACCUUAAACACAAGCUUAGACCCACAUUCAUCCUUUUUACAGUGCUAUAUUAGAGAGCUUUUAACAAUCCAUCACUAUUCUAUUAUUUAUAUACUGUCACGUGGUUUUAUAGAGACAAAACAGCUGAGGGCUGUCAUGCUGGAUUAAACCAAGUAUUGCUUCCUUAUUUACUGAGACCUAUUCUUGUUUGAAUAGUGGGGUGGUAAACCCUGAAGACUGGUUUCAAUAAAUAAACAAAAAUGGUUGAGUAUCUGUCAGAAAAGAUCAGUUAUUCUCGGUUGUUAGAUGAGGUAUAAAUGUGUAAAAGUGCACAUUUGAAUUGGGUAAUGGUUCAGCACAGUAUCAGAGUGCUGCUACUCUGCCCAAUGACAUGCAGAGGCAGGCAUGCCUUCACAAAGGGGAUUUUUAAUCAUGAUUUUGUAGAACUCAGGGUUUUCUUUUCCCAGAAUUGUGCAUUUUUGUUUUGUUUUUCUUAUUCACCAACACUGCACAAAUAAGUGAAAUCAGUAUAGAUUUUACCUUUUCUGGACCGAUAAAAAAGGAUUUAUUAUUUACAUACACAGACAUAUACAUAUUCUAUAAACAGUUAUAUGCAAAUGUUUAAACAUCUUUGGUCACAUUUGGAUAAUUUAUGCACAUCCUUUACAAGAAGCAAACAAAUUCAACAGAUACCUAAAGAUUGUGGCCAACCUGCAAAUGAAAUUGCACAGCACAUUUUCUUCGGGUUUUUCCUCCCCCAGCAUGUUAAUUUGAGCUAAUCUGUUGUCUGUAGAGGAUGUUAACUAACAUGCACUUAAAAAAAAAUUAACAAAACAUUUACACUGUACAUUUGGCCAGUAUGUACCUAAAAUGAAUAAGUGAUUUGUACAGUAAUUGGUUGUAUUUGCUUGAAUAAAAACGUAGGACGUGUUUUUACUGUAUACCAGUGUCUUAAAGUUGUAAGAUGAAAUAAAUAACACAACACAGAA
Molecule: messenger RNA, 3573 nt
Organism: Trichomycterus rosablanca
Lineage: Eukaryota; Metazoa; Chordata; Actinopteri; Siluriformes; Trichomycteridae
Gene: acadvl
Product: acyl-CoA dehydrogenase very long chain
Exons: 21
Coding region: 273-2255 (660 amino acids)
Molecular function (GO): fatty-acyl-CoA binding; very-long-chain fatty acyl-CoA dehydrogenase activity; flavin adenine dinucleotide binding
Source: RefSeq, a predicted model, not a curated record